Molecule: messenger RNA, 1482 nt
Organism: Laetiporus sulphureus 93-53
Lineage: Eukaryota; Fungi; Basidiomycota; Agaricomycetes; Polyporales; Laetiporaceae
Product: FAD/NAD(P)-binding domain-containing protein
Exons: 12
Coding region: 128-1471 (447 amino acids)
Biological process (GO): secondary metabolite biosynthetic process
Molecular function (GO): FAD binding
Source: RefSeq, a predicted model, not a curated record
AAUCUGGCUGUCAGAUGAUUGAUGUGCUGGAAAGCUGGACUAGAACCUUAUAUACGAUCGCCGCGCGAUCUUCCAGUCUUGAAGUCGUCGCAAUUGAAAGAUCCGAACGACACGUAUUCUCACCGUUAUGACUGAACCGAAGUUCAGAGUCGCAAUCGUUGGUGCUGGGAUCGGAGGGCUGCUGCUCGCCCUUUCGUUGGAGAAAUUCUGUGACAACAUCGCAGUAGACAUCUACGAGUCUACCGCAGUGCUCACCGAGACCGGUGCUGGAAUCGGUGUAUGGCCAAGAGUGCAGGAGAUAUUGAGACAUAUCGGGUUGGAAGAUGAACUUCUUUCCAUGUCAUACUCGAAGAGCCAUGCCGACGCGGCUCCCCCAACAUUGACAUUCAGAAAGUCCGACCAACUAGAGGGGUUUCCGUUCCUCGAGAACAGCGUCCAAUUUGCGACCUAUCAUAGGGCACACUUCCAAGCUUUGCUCCGCAAGCAUCUUCCGAAGUCAUGUCGAAUCUACUUUUCCAAACGUCUAGCAACCUACACAGAGAACGACUCCGGAGAGAUAUUCCUGCAAUUCUUGGACGGAUCGACGGCCACAUGCGACGUUCUUGCCGGUUGCGAUGGCAUCAAGUCCACAGUUCGUAAGGUUCUGUACCAGUCGCUAGCUGAUAAGGCCAUACAAGAUGGUAACAACGCGAAAGCCACCGAUCUGCUAGCCCAAGCGAAACCGGUCUGGUCAGGAAGGACCGUUUAUCGAAGUCUACUGUCCCGAGAUGUACUUGAACAUGCGUGUCCUGGACAUCCACAUCUGACAAAGCCAUAUUUGUGCGCCGGGAGAGACCACCAUGUGGUCACAUAUCCGAUCUCUCAAGGCCAAAAGCUUAACGUCGGCGUAUAUAUAUUCGAUGCGGAGAAAGAAAAUACACAAUACGAUAGCGCUGUCUGGGUGCGCAAAUGCUCCAAGGACGAAUUCAUCGCCUCUUUCUCCACCUUCGAGCCUCAAGUGACGGGAUUGUUAAAUUGUCUUGAUGACGUCUCGGCGUGGGCGGUCCAUACAUUGCCAUUGUUGCCCACUUAUGUAGGCGACCAAGUUGUGCUCCUUGGUGAUGCGGCACACGCAAUGACCCCAUUCCAAGGUUCAGGAGCUGGGCAAGCAAUGGAGGAUGGCUUCAUCCUUGCCUCAAUUCUCGCCCACUCUCACGUAACGCGUGACACUCUUCCCAGGGCCUUGCAGAUCUACGAUAGCAUACGCCGUCCGUUUUCUCAGUGGGUCGUCCAGCAUUCGCGAGCGACAGGCGAUUUCGACGACCUCAGAGCUGCGGAAUUCGAGAAGCUCUCUGACACAAAAGGCGCGCUUUCUGAAGGCCAGCUGGCGAAGAUAUCCGAGAGCCUGGAUAGCAUGUUCGAGUGGCACAUGAAUACCAGCGUGAUGCCCGACCGAGACAGGGCCCUUGAGUUGCUGAAUGCUAUGGAAUAGAUCAUGUGUCA